Messenger RNA from Cheilinus undulatus (humphead wrasse), 2381 nucleotides. RefSeq names its product sirtuin 2 (silent mating type information regulation 2, homolog) 2 (S. cerevisiae) (gene sirt2). Lineage: Eukaryota; Metazoa; Chordata; Actinopteri; Labriformes; Labridae. The transcript has 16 exons. Gene Ontology annotation, molecular function: NAD+ binding; histone deacetylase activity, NAD-dependent. Bases 159 to 1307 code for a protein of 382 amino acids. The record is from RefSeq and is a predicted model, not a curated record.
GUAGCUUUAGCGAACACGGACUGUGGUACUGAUGGACAACAACAAGACCUCCAAGUGAUAUCCGUGUUGUAUGUUUAAGUCCUAACUUUGUGAAAUCUGGGGUUCAGAUACGUUGUCAGUCGGAUCCUUCUGGUUGGAGGGUUUCAGUAGACGGAUAAAUGUCUGAUGCAUCAGAACUCCCUAAUAAAGAAGAGGAGGAGGUCACGUCUGAACCAGAGGAGCAAUCUGAUGACAGCAGUGAGGAGGAGGCUGCAGGUGACACAGAGAUGGACUUUCUGCGAAAUCUCUUCUCCAGCACCCUUGGUCUCAGCUCCCCGGAAAAAGUUCUGGAUGAGCUGACUCUGGAUGGAGUGGCUCAGUACAUCAAAAGUGGCAAAUGUAAAAAUAUCAUCUGCAUGGUUGGAGCAGGAAUAUCCACAUCGGCUGGGAUUCCAGAUUUCCGCUCACCAGGAACUGGCUUGUAUGCAAAUUUACAAAAAUAUAAUCUUCCACACCCAGAGGCCAUCUUCCAAAUUGAUUACUUUAAGAGACAUCCAGAACCUUUCUUUGCCCUGGCCAAGGAGCUUUACCCAGGACAGUUUAAGCCGACAAUUUGUCACUACUUCAUGAAGCUGCUGAAGGAUAAAGGACUCCUCAGACGGUGCUACUCACAGAACAUUGACACCCUGGAGCGUGUGGCCGGGCUCGAGGGAGAGGAUCUAAUCGAAGCUCAUGGCACAUUCUACACGUCCCACUGUGUCAGUUUCUGUUGCCGCAAAGAGUACAACCUGGACUGGAUGAAAGAUAAAAUCUUCUCUGAUGACAUCCCUCGAUGUGACAAAUGCAACAGUUUGGUGAAGCCAGAUAUUGUCUUCUUUGGGGAAAAUCUACCUGUCCGGUUCUUCACUUCAAUGAAGAUGGACUUUCCUCGCUGUGAUCUUCUCAUCGUCAUGGGAACGUCUCUUCAGGUCCAGCCAUUCGCAGGUCUAGUUGGCAGAGUUUCAAAAAGUUGCCCCAGGCUGCUCAUUAACAUGGAGAAGGCAGGACAGGCUGAUCCUCUGUUUGGUUUACUGGGGUUUGGAGGGGGGAUGGACUUUGACUCAGACAAGGCAUACAGGGAUGUAGCUCACAUCAGUACAUGUGAUGAGGGUUGUUUGGCUCUCGCUGAGCUGCUGGGAUGGAAGGCCGAGCUUGAAGACUUGGUGAAGCGGGAGCAUGCUAGGAUCGACAGUCAGGACAAGAAAGAGAAGACCAGUGCUGAUAGCAAAGGAGCUGCAGCCAAGGGGGGCUCUGCAUCGGUGGCUCCAGAGCCCAAAAAAGAAGAGUGAUAAACUGAAAAGCUUUUUCAGCAAAGAGAAAAGAGACUGUUGAGAAGUUGCUGGAUGGUGUUGGCCCUUAAAAGCAGAUUAUGAUAGUAGGUUUUUGUUUGGAAAGUAAAGCUUCAACAGUCUGUAAACCUCAUUUUAAUUCUGCAGAUAUUCAGCAAAGAUUCCUAAUAAUGUUUUAUGCUCCUGUUCUUAUCAGUUAUUUGCACUGUAAUUACAUUAAUCUACUUAUUUUUUAUUUUGUUAAUGCUUCACUAACAUCUGGCUAAGAUGUACUGUACUUUUCUUUCUGUAGUAGUUAACUCAAUGCAUAGGCUAAUUCUGCAGCAUUUUAAAACAGUUACAAUAUCAUCUCUUAAACCAGCUACAGAAUACAUGUGCAUUAGUGACUGGGACUAAGAAACUUAACACUCUUCAGUCUAGUGGGGAUUAGAUUUCAUUCUGCAGUUUCUGCAAAGAUAAUAAGGCAGAUGUAUAUUUUAUUUGUCAUUGUCACCCCAAGCUGAAAUCAAAGUAUCACAACUUUCACAAACAUGUGUAAAGAUAUAUUUAUAUUAGAAAAAACAGUGCAAAAAUGCAUGAAACAUAAAUGAUAUUUAUGAUUCCAUAUCCAGGAAGCUCUGACUUGAUCAGGAGCAGAAAAAUCCCCUGAAUCAUUCGAGGGGAGCAGUUUGAGUUUAAAAUAAUCUGGUGUGUAGCCAGCCAAAGGAAAACGUCUAAUAUAUUUUAAAUCAGCAGUUCUUUUCAUGAACCUUAUGUUCAUGUUGGCAUGACUUAUUUUCCUGAACACUGCCUACACUGAUGUUUACAGUACAACCUCCAUUAUGCACAAAAUACCAUGAAAUCUGUCCAUUCAAAACCCUACUUGGUUUUAAUCUUUUAGCCUAAUGUUCAGGAGAUACACAGUGGAUAGAUGGACAAUGAAAGCUAAUAUAAGGAGUCAUGAAGAAAAAAAUGUUUCACUGAAACUAUCUUGACUUUCUGUAAAUGCAUGAGUCAUUUCAUCAUAAAAACUGAGGGUGGACAAAUUUACAUUACAACAUGUACAAAAUCAAUAAAAUAAUGCAAUAAACAUGA